GAUAUAUAUUUUGAAACUUUGGUAGGCUGUUGUUUGGGGUCAUUUGACCCUCCGUACAUCCUUGCCUCCACAAUCGCCACUAGGGUCGGCCAUGACAUUUCGAAAGCCUACAACUAAUUGGGAAGGAGCCCUAAUUUUUCUUUUUUGGAGUUCUACACUCGGUAUAAAGAUUUUGCUAGCGUUGGGCUAUUCUAAUUUCUAUCCUUCUCAACGUCCCUGGGGUUGAGUGGUCCAUUUCUUUUCACCCCACAAAACUAGUGCAGUAGAAGCAAAGAAAACUUAAACUUGACAACAUCAUUAAAUAUAUACUACCCUAUCCUCUCUCUCUCUCUCUCUCUCUACAAGAACAUCAUAUAACGCCAUUCUCUACCAUUUCUCACCACCACAAUGGAAGAAGAACCCCAAACCCCUCCCCUACUCCCUCCGCCUCCCGCCACCUUUCUCUCCUCCACCAUCGAUACUUCCCGCCCUUUCUCCUCCGUCAAAGAAGCUGUUGCCGUUUUCGGCCAAAAACACCUAGCUCAAGAAAUUUUCCACUCCUCCUCACCAAAUAACUAUCACAAAUCGCCAAUGUGGAAAUUCUCACCAAAAAUUAAUCCCACCAAGAAAAACGAACCCAAUGACGGAAAUGACCAAAAUACCCUUGCAUGUACUGUGAAGAAACUCGAAGCCGAGCUGGAAGCAACAAAGACAGAGCUAAAGUUACUGAAGGAGAGAGAGGAGGACACGGAGGUGGCGGUGGCUUCCCUCAAUGCGGAGCUCCACAAGAACAUGUCAAAGAUAGCCAAAGCAGAAGCGGCUGCAGCAGCAAAAGCGGCGAUGGUUGCGAGGACAGAGAGUAUAAGAGAGAGGGAGAGGAGGAUGGAGGAGGAGUACUUACCAACUAUGGCUCAGAUUUUGGGUGGUGGUGAAGAGGGGAAAGGGUUGUUUGGAGAGACAGAGAAGGAAAGGGGAGGAGAGAAGGUGGUGAACAAGAAGCAGCAGCCUAUUGUUCCUCUUGUGUGGAAGUUGUUUUCAAGGACAAAAGGGUCAUCCACUCCCAGUCCUGAUAGCUCUCCCUUUUCAUCUACCCAUGGGUUUUUUAAUUGAGGUCCCCUGGCCUUGGGUUUCUCUUAAAUUCCUUUUCUCUUUUUUCUUUUUCGGAAUUUUUUUAAGUGUGAAGUCUUGGAAAAAAGUUCCAUUUUAUCAAUUGGUAUUGAAUGGUAAAUUUUGGAUUUUGUUA
This is a messenger RNA of Rhododendron vialii, 1222 nucleotides long. Its product is annotated as WEB family protein At3g51220. Lineage: Eukaryota; Viridiplantae; Streptophyta; Magnoliopsida; Ericales; Ericaceae. The coding region runs from base 388 to 1089 and encodes 233 amino acids. The transcript has a single exon. The record is from RefSeq and is a predicted model, not a curated record.